AUGGCGCCAUCAGCGAAGCAGCUGACCGUUGCUGAAUGCGACAAGCUACUCUGCGAACCGGGCUCCGGCUCGUUUUUCGAGACGGAAACCAUGGCCUUUGACGGCAACGUCAUGCGAGUAUGGAAAAACGCGCCAAAGACCUUCCGCUCUUUCCUCGACGACGUGUUCCACAAGUCUGCUGCGCGCGAGUUCCUCUCAUCGCCCGCUGCAGACGGCGAGGAAAACGACCGGGAACACAUCACAUACGGCGACACCUACAAGCGUGCAGUUGUUCUCGCAGCCUGGUUGCGCGAGCAAGGUGUGGGAGUCGGAACGCGAGUCGCUAUUGGCGGACUUAACUCGAUCGAGUGGGUCGUGUCGUUCAUGGCCGUGCACCUCCUCGGUGGAGCUCCCAUCUUGGUCAACUCCACUCUCCACGGCGACAUGCAGCUCGGCUGCCUCGGCGACACUAAACCUGCCAUCGUGUUGGUGGACGGUCGCCUUGCGCGUACCUUGGGUCCUCUGGGCGCCGAACUCAUGGCGAGGGGAGUUGGGCAGGUGUAUUGCUGGUCAGGUUUCGACCGUUUGCCACAUGCAUCCAAGGCUACCGUCAAGAAACUGGAUCCCCACCCAUCGCAACGGACUGUCCAGGAGGUACAGCAGGGCCUUGGGCUGGAACGUCUGAACCCCGAAAGCGUAGGCCUCAUCUUGUUUACCUCUGGCACGACCAACAAGCCAAAGGCCGUCAUGGUCACGCAGCGUGCAGCCCUCAGCCACCAGGUGUCCACCAAGCUUUUGGCUGCUCGAGCCGCCCUUCGCCGGGGUGCCAGCCUUGAGACUGCCCUCGCUGGUGCCAAACCCAAGAGCGGGCCCCAAGAAGUCAUGCUUGUCCCCGUUCCACUCUUCCAUGUCACGGGAUGCCUGAGUUGGCUGGUCCGGGCCAUGUGCAACGGCUUCAAGAUUGUUUUCAUGCGCAAGUGGGACGUUCCGACUGCCGUCAAGGUCAUGGAGGCGGAGGGAGUAACCAUCAUUGGCGGCGUUCCCGCCAUCGUGACCGCCUUGCUCCAGUCACCGCUUCUCCCCAAGGACUACAAGAUCAACUCGAUAUCGUAUGGCGGUGCUCCACCCGCAAAGCGGCUUGCCGGGGACGUGCAUCGGCGCUGGCCAGAGGCAGGCAUAACUCACGGCUACGGCAUGACCGAGACGAACGGUCUCCUGGCGGGUGUCGUAGGCCAAGACUACAUCGACCGACCCGACUCUAUUGGCAUGGCCUUUGCCAUCGGUGAUGUCCGCAUUGUGGAUCCUGAAACACGCCGGCCACUCGGGCCGAACGAACUCGGCAUCAUCGAGUACCGAGGCAGCAACAACAUGGUAUGCUACCUCGACAACCCAAAGGCGACCAAGGAGGCCCUCGACCCUGAGGGCUGGUACCACACGGGUGACAUGGCCGUUAUCGACAACGACGGCUGGAUCUACAUCAGGGACCGCUACAAAGACAUUAUCAUCCGUGGCGGCGAAAACAUUGCCUCUGCCGAGGUCGAGAAUGCCCUCCACCUGGACGACCGUAUCGCCCACGCAGCAGCUGUCCCUGUUCCGGACGAUGUGCUCGGCGAGUUGGUGGGUGUUGCCGUUCAGCUUGCUCCUGGCGCGUCUGCGACUCCAAAGGACAUUAUCGCCCACGUGGAGCCUCGACUGCGUCGCGCCGCUGUGCCAGUCAUUGUGGUAAUCACCAAGUCUUUCCCUCGCAACGCAGCUGGCAAGAUUGUGAAGAAGGACGUCAAGCAGAUGGUCCAAGCAAUGUGGGCCGCCCAGAAAGCGCCAUACAGCGUACCCAAGGCUCGCCUGUAG
Molecule: messenger RNA, 1827 nt
Organism: Apiotrichum porosum
Lineage: Eukaryota; Fungi; Basidiomycota; Tremellomycetes; Trichosporonales; Trichosporonaceae
Exons: 9
Coding region: 1-1827 (608 amino acids)
Biological process (GO): fatty acid metabolic process
Molecular function (GO): medium-chain fatty acid-CoA ligase activity
Source: RefSeq, a predicted model, not a curated record